GAAGCGGAUGCCACCGGCACUUCCGCCUUCACCCCUGGGCCAAUCACAAUCCGGGAAGGGACGUUUCCGGCGGCUUCGGGGCGGGAGUUCCGGUCUCGUUGCGGUAGAGCCUCCUUCCGGGAGCGGUUGAUGGUUGAGAGGCGGCCACGUGGACCGGAGCACAGCUCCGGGACCGUGUCUCUAGGCGAGCGAGACAGCGGGCCUGUCUCCGCACCUCAUCGGAGCCGUGACGCCCCAGCUCCGGCUCCUUCGCCGUGACACUGUGUCCCCGUCUAUGGGGCAGGAGACUUCGCGCCUGGCGUUUGCCAGGCUCCGCCAAGACUGCACGUUUCUGCAGGCCUCCACCCGCGCUCCGUCGCCAAGGGCCCCGAGGACGGCGGCCUGGGCCUUUCGGGCAUAUGACGUCAUUUUUUGGGUUGUUGUUUGACUUCAUUUUAUAGCGAGGUUCGGAGUUUGAGGCGCGGCCCGAGGUGACCCUGCCCUGGUCUCCCGCCUCUCGGGGCCCCUUUCCGCCCACUGUGUCCCGUGGCAGUGGCAGGUGCGGCAGCACUGAUGAAUCCGGGGCAGGGCAGUGUGACCUUCGAGGAUGUGUUCGUGUACUUCUCCCGGGAGGAGUGGGAGCUGCUAGAGGAAGCUCAGAGACUCCUGUACCGCGAUGUGAUGCUGGAGAACUUUGCGCUGGUGUCAUCGCUGGGACUUGCAGUUUCCAGGUCUCAUGGGGCUACCCAGCUGGCCGGAGGGGAGCCUGGGGUGCCUGAGGAGGUAGACACUGCUCCGGUCAGAGCAGAGAAGACCUGGAGGAGGCCCAGGCCCGGUAACAUGUCGCACUCCAAAAACAGUCAUACUUUGAGUGCAAAGUAUGUGGGUAUACCUGCUGUGACAACUGUUUUUCCGCUCAUUAUGUGAGAGUUCUCACGAGAGAGGACCCCAGAGUACAGUGAGUGUGGAAAGGCCUUCAUUCACCCUUAUUUGUCUGGCCUAAUAGGAUCCAUGCUGGAGAAAGAGAGCCUUUAGUUAUAGUUCCUCCCUGAUUCCAUACGGGAAGGCUCACACGAGGGAGAAACGUGAAUCUAGCGGAUGUGGACAGUACCUCUUCAUUCGUUCAUUCCUUACCAAGCCUCAGAGUGUUCAUGCUGGGGAGAAACCCUGUGAGCGUGAGAAAUGGACCAAAGCCUUUUGCAUGUGAACUUGUCUCAGGCACUGUCAGAGAACUCAUACUGGGAGAAGACCUUUUGAAUGUAACUCCUGGGGAAAAUCUCCUGAACAGAGGAAGCUUUGUACCUGAGGAAUUAUACCAAAGAGAAACAAGUGUUCGUAUGCUGUGAGAAAAUCUUCUGAGAUCAGUUAUCACUUAUUGUCAUUUGAAGAGUCAUACAGGAAAUUGGUCCAUCCUAGGAGAUUGCAUCUGAGGAUGUAUAAAGGAGAGAGAACCAGUGGCUACUGUGCAGUUUCAAAAAUCUUCAACCAUAGCUCUACCAUUACAAUGCACUGAAAAAUAUAACAGGCAAAUAAAUGUAUUUAUGACUUUUUUUCUGAUUUUCCUGAGAAACCAAUGACAGUUUAUUCAGUUCAGUUCAGUCGCGCAGUCGU
Messenger RNA from Capra hircus (goat), 1590 nucleotides. RefSeq names its product zinc finger protein 671. Gene Ontology annotation, biological process: regulation of DNA-templated transcription. The record is from RefSeq and is a predicted model, not a curated record. NCBI's taxonomy places the organism in Eukaryota, Metazoa, Chordata, Mammalia, Artiodactyla, Bovidae.